Messenger RNA from Lolium perenne, 2682 nucleotides. The record is from RefSeq and is a predicted model, not a curated record. NCBI's taxonomy places the organism in Eukaryota, Viridiplantae, Streptophyta, Magnoliopsida, Poales, Poaceae.
AUGGAUGGCAACGAGGGAGGGACCUACCUGGACAUGGAGAACGAUGCUGUUGGGAAGGCCUUUGGAUCUCCUCCCGUCUCAGCACAGAAUGAAUCUAUGACGGGAUCGGGAAGCUACAAAACAUCAAUUGCUAUGAACGAUGACUUCUUCUUACAGGAAGGAUUCACUUACACAGGUCUGCUACUUGGUGAUAUAACACAUCCUGCAGUGUAUGAAACACAAGAUGAGCAGGAUAACAUUAAAGAUUCUUCUGCUACAAUGCUCGGAGACGAAGAGGAUAAUCCAUGGGAUGUCAGCAUGUUCAACGACAUACAGCUAGACGAGGUAUAUGAUGCUGGAACAAUAGACAAUCAACAACAAACUAAAGCUGGGGGAUCACAUGAUAAAGCAUCCACAAGUGCAAGCAAUGACACCCAAAAAAAUCCAGAAGAAAAAGAGAAUAUAACUGAAGAAGACAUUAACAAUUUCAUGUCAAAUGAAGCGCUAGCUACUGAAGGAGUUCCCAGAAAUGAAGAUACCGAAAAUGACAGUGCAAGCCAAUUGAUACCUGAGGUUGGCAUGGAGUUCCAGACAAGAGAGGAAACACAAAAGUUCUUCAACUUGUAUGCUUACGUAGUUGGAUUCUCCGUCAGUUGUGUAUCAUCUUAUCGUACUACAAGCAAAAAGAGAAACAAUGAGGUCAUAAGGUUCACAAUGAAAUGCAACAAAUAUGGGGUAAACAAUCAGACAGAGGCUGACAACAUUGUGGCACAGAGACAAAGCACAGUUAUAGCCAAGUCAAAUUGCAAGGUUGAAAUGGUAGCCAGCGAGAAACAUGGGAUAUGGACAAUAACAAGCAUCAAUCUAUUGCACAACCAUGAACUAUGCCCUCAAAGUAGAUUCUAUAGGUCACACAUAUACAUGUCGGAUGGUGAAAAGGAAAUGAUUAGAACAAUGAAACAUUGCAAUAUGCCUACACGGGACAUGGUAGCAGUUUUGGCAUUCAUCAGAGGAGGCAUGGCACAAUUACCAUACAACAAAAGAAAAGUCAGCAACUACAGCUCAAGUAUAAACAGGGAAGUCAGUAACAAUGAUAUGAUGGAGGUACUUGAUUGGUUUUCAAAGAAAAAAGCAGAAAAUCCAGGAUUCCAUCAUGCCAUUGACUUGGAUGGUGAAAACAAAGUGCGGAGUGUAUUUUGGGCAGAUGCUAGGGCCAGACUGUACUAUGACAUAUGUGGAGAUUGUGUGAGCUUUGACACUACAUUCCUUACUAAAAAGUACAAUCUCCCAUUUGCCCCGUUUGUUGGUGUGUCGCCACAUGGAAAAACAUACCUUUUUGCAUGUGCAUUCAUAAUAAAUGAAAGUGCAGAAAGCUUCGAGUGGUGUUUCAGACAAUUCAAGGAAGCAAUGGGCGGCAAGUGCCCAAAAACUAUUAUAACUGACCAAGAUAAAGCAAUGGAUAAUGCUAUAAAAGCAAUUUUCAAAGAAGCAGUGCACAGAUGUUGCUUGUUCCAUGUCAAGAAGAAAAUCGAUGAUAAAGGAGGGACAGUGUUCCAAGCAAAUGAAGGACUAUAUGAAGAAUUACAGGACGUGAUAGACAAAUCAUUAACAAUCCAUGAAUUUGAAACACUGUGGCAGGCAAUGAUAAAGGAGCAUAAUGUAGAGCAUGUCAAAAUAUUUCAGGAUCUUUGGAAAAGUAAGCACAAGUGGGUGCCAGUUUACUUCAAGGAUAAGUUCUUCCCAUUCAUCCAAACAACAGCUAGAAGUGAGGGAACCAAUGUGUUGUUCAAAAAAGGAGUAGGUCCGCAAUUCAGCAUGACAAGCUUCCUAAGGGAAUACCAGCGCAUAAUGGAUAACAUGCAUGCAGUUGAGGAUGAGCUGGAUCAUAAUGCAAUAAAUAAGAAAAAACUACUAAAGGAUGUUACAAGACUACAACUCAGGGAAGAAUCAAAAGGCAGAAUAUACUGGGUGUUUCAGGCAAAAAAUUACCCAAUAAAGGAGCACAGACAGAGAGAUUACCUGGUUCAAGUGAAUGAGCAAACAGAAGAAUACUCAUGCAUAUGUUGUAAAUUUCAAAAAGACGGUCUUCUCUACUCUUAUAUAUUGAAAAUAAUGCUGCACCUACAAGUAGAAAAGAUACCUGAUAAGUACAUUAUAGAGAGGUGGCGCAAGAGAGAAAAAAAGCUAUUCAAUGAUACUGUGCCAGCGCCAAAUGAGGACAGCAUAGUUUUGAGAUUUAAUGUACUUUCACGGCUGUUGGGACACACAGCAUCUAAUGGUUCUAAGAAUAAGAGAAAGUACCAGUACUUGCUACAAGAAAUUCCAAGGAUAGAAGCAGAAAUGGCAAGAAUGGACACUGAAACUGAACAAGUUUCAACAGUGGGACAGAAUAGUUCAGUAAGAACAGUUGUUAACUUGGACCCAACAGCUGAAAGUGCACCAACAAUACAACGAUUAGACCCAGAUGUUGUUGAUACAAAGGGCCGACCUAGAUUGCUAACUAUAAAGGAAAGAAUCAAGCAGAACAAGUUUUACACAUGCAGCCACUGUGGUUCUACUAAACAUACAAAGAAAAAUUGUGAUAAACUGCAUUUGACAUUCAAUUUACCAAAGAAGAAAAGAGUACAGACACUCAAGGAGAUCGAGGUAAAUCAAAAAAGACAAAGAGUGAUGCACAAGAAAGUGGGUUGGACCAACAAAUGA